AUGGCACAUUAUCAUUUGCGUAAUGUUUGCUUGAGUCUGACUUGGACUCACUCAGACACCAUGAUACUCAAAGCGUUGAUAGUUUGUGUUCCGUUCGUUCUUGUUAUUUGCGAAGCAAGGAAUAUCUCUGAAUCAGCUCCUGACAUUUGCCCCCCCGGAUGGAUGCGUUGGAAUAACGCGUGUUACUACUUUGCAAAUGAUUCUGUCUCAAGCCGGGUCGCAUGGCAAGACGCUCGACAGGCAUGUCAGAGAAUCCGUGGAGGAGACCUUGCCAGUAUUCACAGUGCUGCGGAGAACGACUUUAUAACACGCCAUGUCUCAGGUGCUUGUUGGAUUGGACUUAAUGACCUCAGAGCAGAAGGCAAUUUCCAAUGGUCGGAUGGGUCAUCAUUUGUUUACCAAAAAUAUAGCAACAAAGAACCAAAUGAUUUCUAUGGCCAAGAAGACUGUAUAGAAAUUAGGUCGUGGUUAGCAGGUAGUUGGAAUGACUUAAAUUGCGGUAUCGACCUGUGCUACGUCUGCAAGCAGACCAAGAAAACCAUCAUACCAAAUGUGAAUCCUUUGGAACCUAAACCAACCCAUGGACGAUGUGAGGAUGGCUGGAUGAACUAUGAAAAGAGCUGCUACCGCAGCGUGUCAGAUCCUCUUCUUUCUUGGCAGAAAGCAAGGGAUGUUUGUCGAAAUAACACCAGUAUGCAUGGAGACCUUGUCACAGUGAAUAAUCGGCAAGAACAGGUAUUCUUAAAUACUAUCACUCGAGAAACCAGCACUGAUUUUUGGAUUGGCCUUAAUGACUUGAUCUCGGGGGGCAUAUUCCUCUGGACAGAUAACAGUCCUCGCAAAUAUACUUACUGGAAUGUCAGUGAACCAUCAAAUAAUAAAGAGUCAAUGGAUUGCGUACUCAUGAAUCCUCAUCAAGAUGAAGGAAGAUGGAGGACUGCGUCAUGUAAUCAGAGGAAUGGGUUUAUCUGUGCGACAGAGGCUCUUCCAAUUCUUCCAACUCAUGACCGACCGCCUGGUGAGCUUUUUUAAUUUGUUAUCAACGUAACCCUCCUAACGACGAUUUAAAGGAAAGUUGAAUUUAACCGUGACCGUUGAUUGUGCUUUUUUCU
Messenger RNA from Pocillopora verrucosa, 1112 nucleotides. The record is from RefSeq and is a predicted model, not a curated record. Lineage: Eukaryota; Metazoa; Cnidaria; Anthozoa; Scleractinia; Pocilloporidae.